Aspergillus ruber CBS 135680 is the source of this 936-nucleotide messenger RNA. RefSeq lists its product as uncharacterized. The record is from RefSeq and is a predicted model, not a curated record. NCBI's taxonomy places the organism in Eukaryota, Fungi, Ascomycota, Eurotiomycetes, Eurotiales, Aspergillaceae. The coding region runs from base 1 to 936 and encodes 311 amino acids. The transcript is spliced from 2 exons.
AUGAAUCCCGAAUACUCUGAAGAAUUCGAGCAAAAGUCCCUUCCCUUCAAACUAAUCGAACACUGGGACGCCGAAGAAAUAAUCUAUGGCAAGAAACGACUCGUAGCCUUGGUUAAUGGCGAUGUAACCCCCCACAACGCAGCUAUUGAAUUCAACACAGCCGUCGUACAAAAGGCUCACCGGAAACUCCAAGAAUUGUUAAAACGCCCUGACCCUCGAAACCCCACCCCCGAGGAAGAGGAACAGGGCAUUCCGAGCAUGCGCGCGAUCGCACCGAAUCCAAGUGGUGACCUUGAACUCUUUAUCCAGUGGAUUGCGCGAGUGUGCUCUGCUUGCCCGCCAUACCAUCCGGGUCAGGAGCGGAUUAUUGAGUUUCUGGUAGUGCUGAGGAACUUGCCGAGGCGGGAGGUGCCGGAUGGGGUUCCGCCAGAGGGUUCGGAUGAGCCCUACCCUACGAUUACGUUGUGGGCGUUUGAGAGUUUGGGGUGGUUAGCGGAGAUCUUCCGUGUUGAGGAGUCAGCAUGCCAACCUCCCCUCCGCUGGCGCAACUGGCAAAGUAGCAUCGCCCGCCUAACAACACUCAACCUAAUCAACUGUGACUUCCUCUGCUCCCUCGAACGCCUUCUCCCCUGGAGCCGCGAAUACCCAGACCUGGAGGAACGUCCCUUCGACGGACCAAACAAAAUGGGGAACUACCUCAUCGGCGCAGCGCAGUGGAUUAUAUAUCCGGAUGAGGGGCGGUAUGUCUACGAACAGUGUAAGAAGGUUGGAGAAAAGGUCCCUGGGUUGAGUCCGCGGGAGAUGUGGAGUAUGGAAAGGUGGAGGGAGUGGAAGAAGCAGUUUGGGUUUGUUGCUGGGGAUGAGAGGUUUCAGGGGAAGUAUCGGGAGAUGGCGAGGUUGGCUAACGAGAAGAUGGUGGAAUAUGAGGGUUGUUAG